This is a messenger RNA of Lactuca saligna, 390 nucleotides long. NCBI's taxonomy places the organism in Eukaryota, Viridiplantae, Streptophyta, Magnoliopsida, Asterales, Asteraceae. The record is from the annotation of a GenBank genome assembly.
AUGAAUCUAGAAAACCAAGCAACUACGGUGAGUGAUAUUCCGAGCCGCCCAUUGCUGACCCUGGUCCACCACCCAAAAGCUUCCUGUUUGACUAAGUACGGAAAGCGACACAAAUUAGUAGCACAUGACGAAGCAGAUGUUCAUCAACUCAGAAACGUAAUCUCUGAAACGAAGGAGAUUGUGCAUUUGUAUUUGGAGGCGUUUAAAGGAUGGGUCGAACAAACAAAAGAGGUUGACAAGAUUUUAUCAUACAAUAUUGACAACAUUGUAUACAAUGUUGACAACAUUGUAUCUGAUAAUGAUGAAGAGAGUUCACGAGAAAAAACUGCGACAGUGAAUACGAUGGAAGAAGAAUAUUUAUAUGAGUUUGGAAGACUAGAUGAUUUGUAA